Stylophora pistillata is the source of this 3027-nucleotide messenger RNA. Its product is annotated as protein white. Gene Ontology annotation, cellular component: plasma membrane. NCBI's taxonomy places the organism in Eukaryota, Metazoa, Cnidaria, Anthozoa, Scleractinia, Pocilloporidae. Gene Ontology annotation, molecular function: ATP hydrolysis activity; ATP binding; ABC-type transporter activity. Gene Ontology annotation, biological process: transmembrane transport. The record is from RefSeq and is a predicted model, not a curated record.
GCGUGUCAAGAGAUACUUAACUACGCAGUCCAAUUUGUAGCUGCGAAGCAGUCUUUAUAGCCAGGUUUUAGGAGAAAAGCUCUUGAAAAACUACAGGUCUUGGAAGCCACAUCGACGCAUCGACCUGUUGGCGCAUGCCUACUAGUUCUUGUAAGACGUACAGGUUGAUAGAAGCUUUGUGAUCGAAAUUCGUUCACUUUCGUAACAAUAAACCAAAACAUGACCGAGGUUGCUACGAACAAUGUGGAAAUGUGGACAGUUGUGGACGUGAAUGCUGCUCCAGAAAAAAAUGAAUCAGCGGACCACAUCAACAACGUUGACGCGAAGGACGCCGCUAAGAGAAUGGAGGAAACAGGCAGCCCAACGCUUAUAAACCAUGAAGAAACCCAAGAAAGCCUCGAUACAAUCUCUGCAAUGCCAGGAUUGUCUACUAGUGGUAAUAGUUUGGCUUUUAACACAAAGUAUGAAGGCCCGGGGACGGAUGUGAUCGCAAACGUAACAAGCGUUGGAGACCUCAGAGAGAAGGUCGAUCUAUCAUGGAAGAAUAUCAACGUUUUUGUUCCCCAACCCAGAGCUUCUAUCUGUCGGCGAGUGUGUUGUGGAGAGAAAGAAGAUGAGCCCAAGAUCAAACAGAUCUUAUUUGAAGUGAAUGGCAAAAUUGAGGCUGGGACAUUGUUGGCUGUCAUGGGAUCAAGUGGAGCUGGUAAAUCCACCUUAAUGAAUGUGUUAGCACAUCGUAACAUUGGCCAGGUGCAGGUGAUGGGAACAGUGGAAGUAAAUGGGCACCCUAUUGGUCUCGACAUCAAUGCUUUGUCAGCCUAUAUCCAACAGGAAGACUUGUUUAUUGGAUCACUCACAGUUAGAGAACAUUUGAUAUUCCAGGCUCUUCUUCGUAUGGAUAAACACACACCCAAGGCAAAGCGAGAGGAGCGCGUAGAGGAAGUCAUGCUUGAGCUUGGUUUGAGAAAGUGUGCAGACACAGUCAUAGGUAUUCCAGGAAGAUUGCGUGGAAUUUCUGGGGGAGAGAAGAAACGCUUAGCAUUUGCAUCAGAGGUGUUGACAAACCCUCCACUGCUUUUUGCUGAUGAACCAACAUCUGGCCUGGAUGCAUUCAUGGCUCAGAGUUUAAUAGCAUCACUUCAGCGCCUUGCAGCCAGUGGUCGAACUAUCAUGUGCACUAUACAUCAGCCAUCUUCUGAAGUGUAUGCUAUGUUUGACAGCAUUUUGCUGAUGGCUGAAGGAAGAAUAGCUUACAUGGGCUCUACAGCUGAUGCUAUACCUUACUUUACUGGCCUUGGGUAUCCCUGUCCUAUGAACUUUAACCCUGCGGAUUACUUUGUCCACACUUUGGCCAUUGUGCCAGGAGAUGAAGAAAGGUGCAAAGAAAGAGUUAAGGAAAUCUGUGAUGUGUACAGUGAACGUGCAGCAGAAAUUGCCAAAGAAGAAAGUGUGAUUGAUCGACAGGAUUCCUUCAAAGGAGACGUUCUUUUCAAGAAGCGAUCACCAUACAAAGCUUCCUGGUGUCGACAGCUUUGGGCCGUCUUGUGGCGCUCUUGGAUUACUAACAAUCGAGACAUCAUCAUCUUCAGAAUAAGAAUAUUUCAAGCCAUUGUCACUGCACUGAUCGCUGGAUUAAUUUAUCUUCAAAUACCUUAUGACCAAAAUGGUAUCCAGAACAUUGCUGGCGUUUAUUUCUUUCUUGUUACUUCUGCUUCGUUUUCCAGUCUUCAAGGAGUCAUCUUUGUGUUUCCAGUCGAAUUACCUGUUUUUAUGCGAGAACACAAAAAUGGAAUGUACAGAACAGACGUUUAUUAUCUGGCCAAGACUUUGUCUGAGGUGCCCAUUUUUUUCGUCACUCCUCUCCUUCUGACGGGUAUAUCGUAUUGGAUGGUUGGCUUGAGGAAUAGAUUUUUAAAUUUCGUAAUUUGUUACGCAGUUAUGGUUUUGGUAACAAAUGUGGCGGUCUCAUUUGGGUACAUCGUAUCGACAAUAGCACCAACCAUCACAGCAGCAACAUCUUUGGGUCCUCCACUUAUGUUACCUUUGUUGAUUUUUGGAGGAUUCUUUCUCAAGACGACAACGGUGCCAGUUUAUUUUGUGUGGCUGAAGUACAUUUCUUGGUUCAUGUAUGGCUUUGAAGCUCUCAUCAUCAACCAGUGGAAAGACUAUAGUCCUAUAAGUUGUGGUACAAAUGCCACCGCUACACCGCCAGUUGUAAACGGUACCGGAUCACCUUCAGGGGAAGGAGGAUUUUGUAUAAGGACCGGUAACGAAGCCAUUGCUUUCCUGGGCUUUAAAGAAGACAAUUUGCUGUUCGACGUGUACUGUCUCGUAGCCCUGAUGGUUGGCUUCCGUCUAAUUUCCUUCUUGUUUUUGCUGAGAAGAUCUUACAAACAACAGUGAUGGCUCCUGUUUUCUUUUAAACAAGGCUGUGUUGUUUAGCUGAUCAAUUAUUGGUCAGCAUUCAUCGUCUGGCAUGUCACUGUACCUGUGGCAUCUCGUUCUACAUGACCUGCGGUACGACAGGAGAGCGUACAUGCCAAUUGAGUUGAACUGUGGUUAUUGGUUUUUGCGUCAACGGCGUUGUAUUGAGUUAAUCAGUUAGGUUUUAUAAUUUUCUAGCCUUUGGUAUGAUUUCAUAUUCAUAGUUAAAACCAUGAUAUCAAGUUUAAAAUUAUAUACCAAAAAGGAUUUUCAUUUUAAACAGUACAGUGUGGUUUUUACAUUAAAAACCUUGUUUAACUUUAGCUCAUAGUAUUAUAUAGAAUAGGGAAAAAACGUGGAAUUUAAAGAAACUCAAGAUAAAGCUUUUGCCAAGAAUAGCGUCGGUGAAAUGAAGUGUUACUUACACGAUGCAACUUUUGGGAAACAUCGCUUAAUUUUAUAUGGUAUAUGUUACGAAAAUUACACAGGUAACUUACUUUAAAAUAUAUCGAAAUGAACUUGUCUCUGAACGAAAUAACUUGGAUAUAUCAACAAAGUUGAAGUGGUGAAUUGGCCACCGUAACGAUUACAAAAGCUGACGUU